AUGAAUCCCAGCCGGUUCCAUCGAUUAUGGUUAUGGAUAUUGACAGGCUUCGUGUUCGUGGCAUCGACCAUCUGCAUCAUUGUUCUCUUUACCAUGUGUGAUCCUCCUCAGGCUUUAUGGAAGGUUCAUCUCAUGAGUAAAGGGGCAAAAUGUCGUUCGACCACGAUCCUGGUGGGCUAUGCAAUCUUCACUGGAGUUCUGUCUGCGGUGGUCGAUCUAUAUCUUGCGAUUUAUCCGACUGUGGUAUUGCUCCAACUUCAAAUGUCGCUGAAGAAAAAAUUGGCCCUGUGCGCAGCUCUAGGGAUGGGUGCCGUAGCCUGUGCAAUGGCUAUUGUCAAGUGUCUACAGUUACCGGGUUUAUAUAACACGUCAGACUCGACAUACGCAACAGCAGAUCUUGUUAUCUGGACGAGUGUCGAGUCGAACAUCGUCAUCAUGGCUUCCUGCAUCCCAACCUUGGGUCCGAUGUAUGAAAUGAUCCGAGGCAAACGUUCCUGGAGCUCUCACGGGCGCUACGACAGCGGCAAGUUGCGGUCUUACACGGAUAGACCCACGAAGAAAUCGGCAAGCAACAAUCGUGAUGACGACGAUAUCCUCAUGAAAACGAAUAUUGGGACUACAAGGAGCGGUAGCCAAGAAAGCAUAUUGAAUUCGGAUCAGCUCCGGAAUGAAGCCCAUGUGGCCGGCAAGAUUCAUCGCACGGAUCAGGUAAAGAUUGAGUAUGGGGAAAGACAACAAGGUGACCACGAACCAAGACCUUCAUGGUAG
Molecule: messenger RNA, 768 nt
Organism: Penicillium verrucosum
Lineage: Eukaryota; Fungi; Ascomycota; Eurotiomycetes; Eurotiales; Aspergillaceae
Exons: 5
Coding region: 1-768 (255 amino acids)
Source: RefSeq, a predicted model, not a curated record